This is a messenger RNA of Punctularia strigosozonata HHB-11173 SS5, 189 nucleotides long. RefSeq lists its product as uncharacterized. Bases 1 to 189 code for a protein of 62 amino acids. NCBI's taxonomy places the organism in Eukaryota, Fungi, Basidiomycota, Agaricomycetes, Corticiales, Punctulariaceae. The record is from RefSeq and is a predicted model, not a curated record. The transcript has 3 exons.
AUGGUCAACACUUGCACUUGCCAGAACGCUUGCCAGUCCUGCGGUCCUCAGGGCACAGGCUGCGCGUGCGCCAAAGGAACCUGCAACUGCAAGGAAUGCACGAACAAGGCUCACUCGCAGAACUGCUCCUGUGGAGGGUCUGGUAGCAACUGUUCCUGCGAGAAGCAGUCGAAAGCAUGUUCUUGUUGA